AUGAGCCGUUCGCCGUCGCCAGAUUCUCCACCAGCGGUAAGAGACGACGAAGAAAAGGAUGCAAGAGAGCAGUCAGAUUCUCCAACAUCAAACACUGAUGAUCCCAAGAGUCCUUCAGAAUCACCUAAAUCAAACCGAUCUCAGGAAUCGUCUCGUAAAGAUAGUCGAGAGUCGGGGAAGCGUCGCGACAGUCACGAGGACGAAAAGAUGCCACUAACACCGCCCAAUAGAAGUUCGGAAGCUUCUCCACAACACAGACGUCACCGAGAGUCCCGCUCCCCUUCGCGUUCACGAUCCCGGUCCCACCGUUCCCAUUCGCGGUCCCAGUAUCGCCGUUCCCGCUCGCGGUCUAGGGAUCGCCGUUCUCGCUCGAGAUCUAGGGAUCGCCGUUCUCACUCGCGAUCUCGGGACCGCCGCUCUCCUGCUCGAAGAAGAUCUCCAGUUCGCGCUAAAUCUCCAGCACAAGCUGUAAAACCAACUGAAGAACCAGAGAAAAAGAAAAAUGAUCCGAAGGAUCUUCUUCGAACACGGACUGGAGGAGCAUACAUCCCACCGGCCAAAUUGCGUCUGAUGCAACAACAAAUCACCGACAAGUCGAGUGAGCAAUACCAGCGCAUGAACUGGGAAAGAAUGAAGAAGAAGAUUCACGGAUUGGUAAACAGAGUCAACGCCAAAAAUCUUGUACAAAUUGUAAGAGAGUUGCUCCAAGAGAAUGUGAUCCGUUCAAAAGGACUUUUGUGCCGUGACAUCAUUCAAGCUCAAGCUUUCUCCCCAGGAUUCUCCAACGUCUACGCUGCCCUUGCUGCAGUGAUCAAUUCUAAGUUCCCUCACAUCGGAGAACUCUUACUUCGUCGUCUUAUCGUUCAAUUCAAAAGAAGUUUCCGCAGAAAUGACAGAGGUGUCACUGUGAAUGUGAUCAAGUUUAUUGCUCAUCUGAUUAAUCAGCAAGUGGCUCACGAAGUUCUUGCGUUGGAAAUCAUGAUUCUCAUGCUCGAGGAACCAACAGACGAUUCUGUGGAAGUGGCUAUUGCUUUUCUGAAAGAAUGUGGAGCCAAGCUCAUGGAGAUUGCUCCAGCUGCUCUCAACAGUGUCUACGACCGUCUUCGUGCGAUUUUGAUGGAAACCGAAAGAUCGGAAAAUGCAUUAGAUCGACGUAUCCAGUAUAUGAUCGAAACUGCGAUGCAGAUUCGAAAGGACAAAUUCGCGGCGUAUCCAGCGGUCGUCGAAGACUUGGAUUUGAUUGAAGAAGAAGAUCAGAUCAUCCACACACUCAACUUGGAAGAUGCUGUUGAUCCGGAGAAUGGACUCAAUGUGUUCAAACUAGAUCCAGAAUUCGAAAAGAACGAGAACGUCUACGAGGAGAUUCGUAAAGAAAUCAUCGGAGAUGCAGAUAUUUCUAGUGACGAGGAAGAGGAAGUAGAAGACGAUGAUGAGGAAAGUGAAGCGGAGGAAGCUCCCAGGAAGACAACAGAAAUCAUUGAUAACACCGAUCAAAAUCUCACUGCUUUCAGAAGAGAAGUCUACCUGACAUUACAGUCAUCGCUCGACUACCAAGAAGCUGCUCACAAAUUGCUCAAGAUGAAAAUUCCAGACAAUCUUCAAGUAAAUGUCAUAUUAAAGUUUAUUCAAAAAAAAAGUGAAUUUCAGAACGAACUGUGCGCUAUGCUCGUGGAUUGCUGUGCUCAACAACGUACCUACGAACGUUUCUAUGGAAUGCUCAUUGAGAGAUUCUGCCGUCUCCGCUUAGAAUAUCAACAAUGUUUCGAGAAGCUCUGUCAAGACACGUACGCCACUGUUCACAGAAUUGACAUCACCAAACUGAGAAAUUUGGCUCGUCUUGUUGCACAUCUGCUAUCUACUGAUGCUAUUGAGUGGAAGAUUCUGGCAGAUGUCAAGAUGACCGAAGAAGACACGACCUCUGCUGGGCGAAUUUACAUCAAGUUUAUCUUCAUGGAACUCGUUGAAGCAAUGGGGAUGGUGAAACUGCACACCAGAGUUACAGAUCCAACUCUCGCACAUUGCUUCGUGGGUAUGUUUCCCCGUACGGAUCCGCAAGAUGCGAGAUUUGCAAUCAACUUCUUCACAAUGAUCGGUCUUGGAGGAUUAACAUUGGAACUCCGCGAAUGGUUGAACAGAGGCCUCAAAAAGAAGAAAGGAAUAAUCGAUGAAUUGAAAGCCGCACAGAGUAGCUCUGAUUCUUCAUCGGAUUCGUCGGACUCGUCUGAUUCUUCGGAUUCAUCUGGUUCGUCGGACUCGUCCGAUGAUUCUAGUAGCAGCUCAUCAUCCGAUUCAUCAAAGGAACCUCCUAAAAAGAAGAAAAAGAGUGGAACCGUUUUAAAGAAAAAGGAGACAGAUACCAAUGACCAUAAAGAGGCUCGUGGAGAUUCGAGAGCUGAAAGACGUAAUGAUGAGGAGAAAUUGAAGCGACGAUCCGAUGAGGGUCGUCGCGAUAGAAGCGCCGAAAAUCGAGAGCCACGACGAGGUCGAGAUCGUCGUGAUUCUGGAGAUGAUCGUCAUGAUCGUGGCCGUAGAGAUCGCAGCAAAGAAAAGGAAGAUCGUGGAGACAAACGUAGUCAACGCCAUGACUCCAGAGAAGAAGACCGUCGGGAACGCAAGGAUCGAGAUCGCAGAGAUCGUAGCGAGGAAAGGGACAAUCGUCGUGACAGAAAAGAAAGAAGCCGAAGCCGUGAUCGUCGGGAUCAUCGUGAUCGAAGCAGAAGUCGUGAAAGGAAUGAAAAGAGAAGGCAUGAUGAUGAUCGUCGUCGCGAAGAGAAGGUUGGAUCUGAUGACAGACGCCGUCGGCAUUGA
This is a messenger RNA of Caenorhabditis briggsae, 2808 nucleotides long. It is a transcript of the gene Cbr-let-858, whose product is annotated as Protein CBR-LET-858. Gene Ontology annotation, cellular component: catalytic step 2 spliceosome. Bases 1 to 2808 code for a protein of 935 amino acids. Gene Ontology annotation, biological process: mRNA splicing, via spliceosome. NCBI's taxonomy places the organism in Eukaryota, Metazoa, Nematoda, Chromadorea, Rhabditida, Rhabditidae. The transcript is spliced from 9 exons. The record is from RefSeq and is a predicted model, not a curated record. Gene Ontology annotation, molecular function: protein binding; RNA binding.